AUUGAGCUUCUUCAAAACAUCCCCCGGAACAUCCCAUAGUGGAGCCUUAGUAGGCGUGGUUAUUUGGGUUCUGGAGAGGAGAGCGAGACAGCCUGCAGAGCUAUUUUAUCAGCUUCAGAUGAGGGACAAAGUGAGUGAUGAAAAGAGAUAGAGAGCUGAGAUGACAGAGGAGGAGUUUCACAUCUGAAACAUCACACAUGAAAGACAGAGGAUGCACCACGCUGGAGAUACAUAGAGCAACAAACAUUUACUAAGAAUGAGUGAAACUCCAAUAGAGCUUGAGCUUCAGCUAUCAAUCCAGCCAACAUCACAGCCAGAACCUGAGAGGGGGCUUCAGCCUCCACCUCUGUUCCAGCUGCCACAUCCCACCCAACAUCCCUCUGAGAACCAGCAGGAAAACCAGCUCCAGUCUGACAUACAGCUGUCGGAGUCUAACCCCGAGCACCAAGCAAACCCAGUGUGGAUUCACCAUCGAAGGCUGUUUCUCAUCUUCCUGGGACUCUCCUUAUAUGCUGCCACUCUGGUUUUCUUUUAUUAUAUGUCUCAGAAUAACCAAACAGGCAUAGUGACUCCAUGUGUGUCCCCAGCCUGUGAGUGGGCCUCUGCUCGUCUCUCCUUGUCUGAGGAUCCUUUCACACAGCCCUGUGACUACUUCCUGUUCACAUGUAGAUCUGAGAGGUUCUCACCAGACAGCUGGGGAAGACAGAGCGGGCAGGGUGUCCCAGGACAUCCACAGAGCCAGAAGGAAAAGUCUGUGUGGGCAGAGAGGACAGUACAAAAUAAAACGAAAGAAGACAAAGGGCUGAGUAAAGAGAAAACACAGGACAGAAAAGCUGUCCUACUGUAUUACCUCAGAGAGAUUUUGGAAUCAAACAAUAGAUCGGGUAGUUCAGCAGUGCAGAAGGCCAGAAGAUUUUACUAUUCCUGUUUGGACACGCAAUCUAUAGACACUGCUGGGGCAGAGCCCUUCCUCACACUCAUCCAGAAGCUGGGAGGCUGGGCUGUAUCAGGCCAGUGGAAUCAUACUGAUUUUAACUCCACCCUUAGCCUGUUAAUGAGGGACUAUGCCACCUUUCCUUUUUUCAACGUCUAUGUGGGCAAAGACCCAAAUGAAAUUGCCCGAGGGAUGGCCAGAAGAUACAUACAGAUUGAUCAGCCAGAUCUGUUGAUCCCAAUUGAAUGGAACAGCAAAACACAGAAGUCUCAAGCUAAAGCUGAGACACUACGUACUUUCUUGGCAUCAUGUCAAAGGUACCUGGAACUGCUGGAGGUUCCGACCAGCAGUAACAUAAUCCACAGGAGCCUUUUUUUAUCUCUGUCUUCUCAGCUCGCUGUAGCUGCUGCACCUUUGCAUUAUCGCCUGACGCAAGGACAACUACAUCAGCGCAUGUCCAUAAAAGAGCUACAGAGCCAGGCCCCUGCUAUUGAUUGGUUGGGCUGUCUGCAGGCUGUUUUCCAUCCACUGCCCCUAACCGAAGACGAUCAUGUCCUCCUGCAUAACUUACACUACAUUGUGCAAAUGUCCCCCAUCAUUGAAAGAUGGCUGAACAAGCAUGAGCUGAGCACCAGUGGUCCUCUUCACACUUAUAUGGUCCUGAAUCUGCUGCACACCCUGAUGCCUGCCCUGGACUCCAGAUUUUCUAAAACAGCAAAAAAUUUAUCUGUGGCUCUAGGAAACACGGAAGAGCAGGUAGUUCCUCGCUGGAAACACUGUAUUUUGGAGACUGAGCGAGGAUUUGACUCAGUCUUUACACACCUUCUCAAUGAAAGAACAGCACACAAAGAGGCUGAGGAGAUUAUUCAAAAUAUCUUCUCUUCCUUCAAGUCCAAAUUACAUGAGAUGGACUGGACAGAUCAGACAUCUUUCCAAUUUGUUAUGAAAAAGGUCCAGUCUUUAAUUCCAAGGCUUUGGACUACAAAAGAGAUUUUGAGUGAAGCUGAGCUUGACCUGCUUUUCUCUAAGGUGACAAUCAGCAAACACAGCUUCUUCUUCAACUAUGUCCAGCUACUGUCCCUGUGGCAAAAGAGACUCAGUAAACUCCUGAGUGAGCAGACUGAUGUGGCUGAUGUUUUGUCACUGACACCAGUUCUCCAGGAUAAUGAGCUCCUCUUUCCCAUGGGAAUGUUUGCUCCUCCUCUUUUCCAUCCAACCUAUCCCAGGGCAAUGAAUUAUGCUGUAAUGGGUUUCCUUAUUGCCAAAGAUAUCCUCCACCUGCUUCUGCCUGACAUUUACUCCCAGAGUGAGAUGGUGCACACUGUGGGGGAAUGUGUGUGGGAUCACUAUCUCACAGUGACAGAAAAAGUAAGCAGAGGUAGGACGUUAUUUCUCUCAGCAGCACAGCAGCAGGAGGUGUGGGUGCAGUAUUCCGCACUGCAGAUAGCGUUGCAGGCUUAUCAUCAGAGUCUUAAGAACCACCCGAAUGACACCUCCAUUUCGGGAUUUUCAUACACUCAUCUGUUUCUCUCAUCUUUUUCUCAGGUUAACUGUGCCUCUGACCCAUAUCAUGACCUCAUGCCCUUGGAACCCUCCUUCUUGAUUACCGUCAUUUGUGCCAAAUCUAACCUGUGUCCUAGAAACCUACAGUGCCCUAGUAAAACCCAGCAGCAUUUAUUACAAAAAUGCUGAAUAGUCCUCUGAAGACCAGCGGCAUUAUUUAUUGCAAAAUAUACUGAAUGUCUUAACAAAAAUACAUUUGUGCUGAAGAAAUAAAGUAAGCACCCUGUGGACAUCGGCAAACGUCUGUUUCAAAGAAAUUUUGUAUUUACCCACAAGAAACACUGAGAUUUUUAGCCUUGGUUGCUGUUAAGAUGUAUUUGCAUUGCUCCAUUAAUUGCACAAGCCGUAUAGUGUACAUUUAAAUAAACAAGACACUUGAAAAAUUAUUUUCAUGUUUCACUUUCUGAGAUUGAUGUACUUAGAUCCCAUGCAACUCCAUAACAAGUCAAAGUCCAGCAUUCAAAAUUCUAUUGCAGGUUUAGCAGAAAUAAAAUAUAGCCUAUAUAAAAAUAAAAGUGUCUGUUCUGCAGUAAAAUGUCCCGUGACUAUGACAUUAAUAGAUGUUUACUACUGAUGGAGCAGCAUAUUUCUUUUUUUACUUUAGGUUAGACAGGAAUCCAUAUAUUUUCCCUUCUCCACCGUGCUGUAACGGCAUUUCACUCUGAACUCUUCUCAGGCUAUAUGAAACCAAAUUAUGCACUAUUUAUUUAUACAUUUUUUUUAUUUAUAUAUUGGUUCAUAAUCCAAAGCUGAAGAAUUAGUUGGUAAGGAUACAAAAACAGCCAUGCUUCUGCAUGGAAAGGGAACACAGUACAAAAAUGAAAG
Monopterus albus (swamp eel) is the source of this 3322-nucleotide messenger RNA. RefSeq names its product Kell metallo-endopeptidase (Kell blood group) (gene kel). The transcript has 18 exons. Gene Ontology annotation, molecular function: metalloendopeptidase activity. Gene Ontology annotation, biological process: protein processing. The coding region runs from base 257 to 2626 and encodes 789 amino acids. Gene Ontology annotation, cellular component: plasma membrane. The record is from RefSeq and is a predicted model, not a curated record. Lineage: Eukaryota; Metazoa; Chordata; Actinopteri; Synbranchiformes; Synbranchidae.